AUGAGGAAGAAGGUAGACGAACGUAUCAGGACUCUGAUUGAGAACGGUGUUAAGCUUAGACACCGUUCCAUGUUUGUCAUCGUCGGCGACAAGUCUCGUGACCAGAUUGUGAAUCUUCAUCACAUUUUGUCAAAAUCGGUGGUGAAGUCUAACACAAGUGUGCUAUGGUGUUACAAGAACAGACUUGACAUUAGCAGUCACAAUAAAAAACGGUCGAAGCAGCUGAAGAAGAUGAAGGAGAGAGGGCAGUUAGAUCCUGAAAAGCUUGACGCUUUCUCUCUUUUCCUUGAUGUUGGGGAAGUAACACAUUGCAUGUACAAAGAUUCUGAAAGAGUCCUUGGUAAUACUUAUGGCAUGUGCAUCCUACAGGAUUUUGAAGCAUUAACCCCAAAUCUGCUAGCAAGAACAAUUGAGACGGUGGAAGGGGGUGGGCUAGUUGUAUUAUUAUUGCAAUCUCUUGCUUCACUUACUAGUCUAUGCACCAUGGUUAUGGUAUGUGAUUUUGGUAGUUAUGUUGUUUUCUUUACUAGUUAUUUAGAGUUACAUGAUUGGUUCUUUUUGUAUCAGGAUGUGCAUGAUAGAUUUCGGACUGAGUCACACUCUGAAACUUCCGGACGUUUCAAUGAACGUUUUCUGUUAUCACUAGCGUCCUGCAAAGCAUGCGUUGUCAUGGAUGAUGAGUUGAAUAUAUUGCCGCUUUCAUCUCAUAUCAGAUCUAUCACAAAAGUUCCAGCAAAGGAGGAUUCGGAGGGACUUUCUGAGGCAGAACAAGACCUGAAGAGUUUGAAAGAAGCACUAGAUGAAGAUUUUCCUGUUGGUCCUUUGAUUAAGCAGUGUUGUACAUUGGAUCAGGGUAAAGCUGUUGUCACAUUUUUCGAUGCAAUAUUGGAUAAGACCCUAAGGAGCAUAGUUGCUCUAAUUGCUAGUCGAGGGCGUGGAAAAUCUGCCGCACUUGGUCUAGCUGUUGCAGGGGCUGUUGCUGCUGGGUACUCUAAUAUCUACGUAACAGCACCAAGCCCAGAUAACUUAAAAACAUUCUUCGAGUUUGUUUGCAAAGGUUUCAACGCUCUUGAAUACAAGGAACAUCUUGAAUAUGAUGUUGUGAGAAGUGUGAAUCCUGACUUUAAGAAAGCAAUCGUACGGAUAAAUAUCUUUAAGCAGCACAGGCAAACUAUCCAGUAUAUCCAACCGCAUGAACACGAGAAGCUCUCACAAGUUGAGCUGUUGGUUAUUGAUGAAGCAGCUGCGAUUCCUUUGCCAGUUGUGAAAUCGCUACUUGGACCUUACCUAGUUUUCUUAUCAUCUACUGUCAGUGGAUAUGAAGGUACUGGUAGAUCUUUGUCCCUGAAACUUCUCCAACAGUUAGAAGAACAAAGCCGAGCCCCUGCUACUGGUGUUGAAGGCUCUCUUUCUGGUUGCCUUUUUAAGAAGAUAGAACUUACUGAGUCAAUUAGAUACGCUUCUGGAGAUCCAAUUGAAUCCUGGCUCAAUGGUCUACUAUGCCUUGAUGUUGCUAAUUGUCUCCCCAGUCCUUCAUGCCAUCCUCUGCCAAGUCAGUGUGAUCUCUACUAUGUCAACCGAGACACACUAUUUUCUUAUCACAAAGACAGUGAGUUGUUUUUACAGCGAAUGAUGGCACUUUGUGUCUCUUCUCACUACAAGAAUUCGCCUAAUGAUCUUCAAUUGUUGGCGGAUGCUCCUGCUCAUCAUUUGUUUGUGCUACUCGGUCCUGUUGAUGAGUCCAAAAACCAGCUUCCUGAUAUACUCUGUGUUGUUCAGGUCUGUCUUGAAGGACAGAUAUCUGAGAAAUCAGCUAUCCGAAGUUUAAGAGAUGGUCAUUCACCACAUGGAGAUCAGAUACCAUGGAAGUUCUGUGAACAGUUCCGUGACCUUGUCUUUCCAACUCUUUCUGGUGCUCGUAUUGUACGCAUAGCAGUCCACCCCAACGCCAUGAAGAUGGGAUAUGGCUCUGCUGCGGUCGAACUAUUGACCAGAUAUUUUGAGGGUCAGCUAGCUUCAAUAUCAGAAGGUGAUGAUGACCUCGAUGUGGAGGCUUCACCAGUUAAAGUUACCGAAGCUGCUAAGAAGGCUUCUUUGCUUGAGGAACAAAUAAAACCUCGCGCCAAUCUUCCACCUUUGCUGGUUCCUCUUCGUGAUCGACGACCUGAGAGACUCCACUACCUCGGUGUCUCUUUUGGUCUUACUUUGGAUCUUUUCCGUUUCUGGAGGAAACAUAAAUUUGCUCCUUUCUACAUCAGUCAGAUACCAAGUGGUGUGACUGGUGAGCACACAUGUAUGCUUCUGAAACCAUUAAACAACGAUGAGUUUGAAGUUAGCGAGUCUGAUGAACUGGGCUUCUUUGCUCCCUUCUAUAAAGAUUUCAGGAUAAGGUUCUCUAAGCUGUUGAGUGAUAAGUUCAAGAAGAUGGAUUAUAAACUUGCAAUGAGUGUCUUAAACCCUAAGAUCAACUUCGCAGAAGUUGAUUCUUCAGGAAGUUCAGCAAAUGGAUAUUUGAAGAAACUCGACAGAGUCUUUUCUCCUUAUGACAUGGAGAGACUCAGAGCGUACACUGACAAUCUUGUGGACUUCAAUCUGGUUUAUGACCUCUGCAAAACUCUAGCACAUCACUAUUUUCAAGAGAAGCUCCCGGUCACGCUUUCAUAUGUUCAAGCAUCUGUGCUCCUAUGCUUGGGCUUGCAGGAGUCAGAUUUUUCUACCAUCGAGAGACAAAUGCAGUUAGAGAGGGGGCAAAUACACUCUCUUCUAUUGAAGGUUGGUAAGAAGCUAUACAAAUAUUUGAAUGGAAUUGCAAAAUCAGAGAUCGAGUCCACUUUGCCUCGGUUGAAAGAAAGAGUUCUUGAACCUCACAAUGUAUCAGUUGACGAAGAUCUCAGGGAAGGAGCAAAACAAGUCGAGGAACAAAUGAGAGCAAAGAUAGAACUGGAUCCUGAGCUGCUUGAACAAUUUGCUAUUGUGGGCAAAGAUGCUGAAGCUUUGGAAAAGUCUAAGAUCUCUUCAAGCGGUAUCGUCAGUAUCGAGACUACCAGACCUGAAUACAAGCCAAAACCAAGUGGGUUUGACAAAACCGCCAAAAAGAGAGGCAAUGAUAAGCACUCCUCCAGAUCCCACAAGAAGAGAAGAGCCUGA
Molecule: messenger RNA, 3147 nt
Organism: Eruca vesicaria subsp. sativa (arugula)
Lineage: Eukaryota; Viridiplantae; Streptophyta; Magnoliopsida; Brassicales; Brassicaceae
Source: the annotation of a GenBank genome assembly